GCCGCGCAGCAUAUCAUAUACGUAUCACCAUUGCAGUGCAACCAUGGGCACAAAAACACAGCUCCUUGGUUUGCUACUACCUCUCCUGCUCCUGCUCCUUCCGCCUCCCCUCCGCAAUUACCUCUCGACCGAUCAAGCCGCCAGCGGCAGAGUCGGCCAUGGCCGGCUCCAAGUCUACCACCCGAUAAUCUUGUUCCCUGGCAUAAGCUGCCCCAACCUGGAUGCGCGGCUCACCGACGCCUACGUUCCGUCGCUGCCACGCUGCGGCGCGCUCAAGGGGAAGGGGUGGUUCCCGCUGUGGAACAACACGCAGGACCUGGUCGACCACGACUACGUGCCGUGCUUGCUGGAGCAGAUGAGCCUCGUCUACGAUCCAGUCCUCAAUGACUUCCACAACCAGCCUGGCGUUGAGACGCGCGUGCCCAACUUCGGCUCUUCCGACAGCUUUACCGCAAAAAGGACGAUGGGACGUGAUGUGUUUUGCUUGUUAAAGCUCCGCCAAGAACUGGAGACACUAGGGUACCGCGACAGUGAGACCCUUUUCGGAGCUCCUUACGACAUACGGCACACUCCACCUUCACCUGGCCAGCCAUCUCAGGUGUACUCCGACUACUUUGCCCGUGUCAAGGACCUGGUGCAGAACGCGAGCCUAAAGAAUGGGAACAAGCCAGCCAUCCUCGUUGGGCACAGCUUCGGAGCCAGGGCCGCCCUCGACUUCGUCAAUUCGACUCCCCUACGAUGGAGGAAAAUUUUCAUCAAGCACAUGGUCCUAAUAUCGGCCACACCUCUUACAGGCUUUGUGCAGGUGGUCACAAACUUUGCCUCAGGGCCGACAGUAAUUGUUGUCCCGACAGUUAAGCGGCUGGAUUUGCGGCCAAUGUGGAGAACUUUCGCGAGUUCCCUUACAUCCUUCCCGUCUCCUAUGGUUUUUGGUUACGAGCCACUUGUAGUUACCAAACAUAGGAACUACUCAGCGUACGACUACAUGGAUUUACUCACGGCGCUUGGCUUCAACACCGACAUCGGGAAACGGGUGCUUCCUACGAAGCUGAAGGUCGACGCACCAAUGGUGCCAACGACAUACCUUUGUGGCGCCGGCAUCCAAACACCAAAUCAGGUGAUCUAUUGGGAAAGUAACUUCGAUGCGGUUCCCGAGUAUGUAUAUGGCGAUGGUGACUCGAUCGUGAACUUAGUUAGCGUGUUGGCCUUCGUCAAAGAAAUCAGUAGGCAGCAGCGCCAGAGUAACAUACCCUUCAAGUUCGUCAAGAUUGCUAAUGCUAGCCACUCUGGUAUUGUCAGUGAGGAAAGUUCGCUUAGGAGAGUUAUGACUGAAAUUCUAGAGGCAAAUUGCUAAAGAGCCAUUAUGUGAUGAUUUUGAAUUUUUAUUCAUUUUAUGCUCUAUUCGCGUUGUAAAUGUUGGCAUUGUUAUGGAAUAAUGCUAUUAUGUAAUAGUAAAUAAUUUCUAAAAGUUCAGCGAGGACCAAAGA
Molecule: messenger RNA, 1487 nt
Organism: Lolium rigidum
Lineage: Eukaryota; Viridiplantae; Streptophyta; Magnoliopsida; Poales; Poaceae
Product: lecithin-cholesterol acyltransferase-like 1
Exons: 2
Coding region: 44-1354 (436 amino acids)
Biological process (GO): lipid metabolic process
Source: RefSeq, a predicted model, not a curated record